AUGCCUCGUGCUCCAAAGCGACGGCGCUACAUGCUUGAGGAAGACCAUCAGGCUCAAAGUGUUCCCACGGCUGAGGAAGAGGAUGAUUCCUCAUCUUCCUCCACCUGCUCCUCCUUUUCCUUUAGCUGUUCUCUGAGCUUGAGCUCCCCAGAGGAGCUUUUUACUCUUUCUGACACCCUGAGUCCUUCACAGAGCCUUUCGAGUGCCUCCCCCUCCCCGUCCCCCACUGCUGUUGUCUCUACUCCAUUGAGCCAAUCCGACAAUGGCUCCAGCAGCCAAAAAGAGGAGGGUCCGAGCACCUCGCAGGCCCUGCCAGAUGCUGAGUCCUUUCCAAGAAAUGCAAUUAAUGACAAGGUGGGUGAUCUGAUAGCGUUUCUGCUCCUCAAGUAUCGCACCAAGGAGAUGGCCACAGAGACAGAAAUGCUGAAUAUCAUCACCGAAGACUACAAGGACCACUUCCCUGUGAUCUUCAAUGAAGCCUCGGAGUGCAUGCAGCUGGUCUUUGGUAUUGAUGUGAAGGAAGUGGACCCCAGCGACCAUUCCUAUGUCCUGGUCACCACCCUGGGCCUCACCUAUGAUGGGAUGCUGAGCGAUGGGCAGAGCAUGCCCAAGAAUGGCCUUCUGAUAUUUAUCCUGAGUAUAAUCUUUAUGAAGGACGACUGUGUCCCUGAGGAGGAGGUGUGGGAAGUGCUGAGUGCGAUGGGGGUGUAUGUCGGGAGGGAGCACUUUGUCUAUGGGGAGCCCAGGGAGCUGCUCACCAAAGUGUGGGUGCAGGAGGGCUACCUGGAGUACCGGCAGGUGCCUAACAGCGAUCCUGCAUGCUAUGAAUUUCUUUGGGGUCCCCGGGCCCACGCGGAGACCAGCAAGAUGAGUUUCCUGGAGUUUUUGGCCAAGAUCAAUGGAAGUGACCCUAGAUCCUUCCCUCUGUGGUAUGAAGAGGCUUUGAGAGAUCAGGAAGAGAGAGCCCAGUCUAGAAUUGCCACCACAGAUAAUAUUACUUCCAUGGCUAGUGCAAGUUCUAGUGCCAUGUCCAGCAGCUUGUUCAACCCUGAGUGAAGUCUAAGGCAGAUUCUUCACUUUGUGUUUUAAGAGGGCAGUCAACGAUCUAAGUAGUAGAGGGCCAGACUUGGGAUGAGGGAAUCAUAGUGAAUAACAUCUUUCUGUUUCUGUUCCAUUGGGUGACUUAGAACUUUAUAGAACUUUAUCUUCUUUUAUUUUUGGUAUUUUAAAAUGUUGUUGCUUAACUAGAAAGUCUGCUAGCCUCAGAAUCUAAGUUUAUG
Molecule: messenger RNA, 1280 nt
Organism: Globicephala melas (long-finned pilot whale)
Lineage: Eukaryota; Metazoa; Chordata; Mammalia; Artiodactyla; Delphinidae
Product: melanoma-associated antigen 10
Biological process (GO): negative regulation of transcription by RNA polymerase II
Cellular component (GO): nucleus
Source: RefSeq, a predicted model, not a curated record